Molecule: messenger RNA, 408 nt
Organism: Penicillium argentinense
Lineage: Eukaryota; Fungi; Ascomycota; Eurotiomycetes; Eurotiales; Aspergillaceae
Exons: 2
Coding region: 1-408 (135 amino acids)
Source: RefSeq, a predicted model, not a curated record
AUGUCCGCCGCACGCUUGAUUCCGGUUUUCAAGUCUCGAGUGACAAGCUCGGUCGCAGCCUCCACCAUCGGCAUUCGGUCCAUCUCAUCGACUGCUAGCUAUCAGAAAGGGCCUAUCGAUGCAACCAAGGACACCCUGAAGAAGGCUGAUCGGGUUGUCUCGGAUGCGGCAGUUGGGGGUAUAAACAAAGGAGAGCAAGCGAAGGAGAAGAUUAAGAACGCCAUGGGUGCCACUAGCCAGGAUGCCCAGGCCAAGGCGCAGGAGUUGAAGGGCGACGCGGCUCAAUAUGCAGGCGAGGGCAAAGGGAAGGCGGAGCACGCGGCCGGAAAGGCAAAGGGAAAGGCCGAGGAGGCCAUGGGCGAGGCAGCUGGCAAGGCCAAGGAGGCUAAAAAGAGCCAUCUCGGUUGA